AUUUAGCCGUGCACUGAGCCUCCAUCCUGCAGAGGUCUCUCACACAAUGAGGUCCGAUGUUCUGACAGGGAGGGGCUGCUCUUGACAAAAAAAAAAAAUUGCAUCCUUUUUAUAGGAAGUUAGUAACCAGUAAUGAGUGAUCGCAGCCUCAGGCAGAUUUGUUACACACACUGCUGGUAGCACAGUGCAAUGCAGGUUGCAGCUAUGAAAGGGACACGAGAGGCGGGACAGGCUGCAGCCAGGGAAUUCCUGAAGUUUUUAAAUCGCGGUGUCUCUCCAUACCAUGUCGUUGAAGAGUGUAAAAGCCUACUUUUAAAAGCAGGAUUUGCGGAGCUCAAGGAAGCUGAUCACUGGGAUAUAAAGCCCAACCAUAAGUACUUUGUGACUCGAAAUUACUCCACGUUGGUGGCAUUCGCAGUUGGAGGACAUUACCAGCAAGGCAAUGGUUUCACCAUGAUUGGAGCCCAUACAGAUAGUCCAUGUCUAAGAGUAAAGCGCAGGUCUCAGCGAGGCCAGGCUGGAUACCUUCAAGUCGGAGUCGAAUGUUAUGGAGGAGGAAUUUGGAACACAUGGUUUGAUCGGGAUUUAACUAUUGCCGGGAGAGUUAUAGUUAAGGAUGGGCACCGUCUGCAGCAUCGUCUGGUUUAUGUGGAUCGUCCUAUUCUCCGAAUUCCACACUUAGCCAUUCAUCUUCAGCGCACUAUUAAUGAGAGCUUCGGACCCAACACUGAGCAGCACUUGAUUCCUAUCCUGGCGUCUUCAGUGCAAGAGAGUUUGGAGAAGGACCCAAUGGAUUCAAGCACCUCUUGUUACACUGCAGUAGGAAGCUCAGGCCAGCCUUGUCCCCAGAAGACUGAGAGACACCACCCACUGCUUCUCACCUUGCUCACGGAAAAGCUAGGAGUCAAACCUGAACAGAUCUUGGAAAUGGAACUGUGUCUGACAGACACACAACCAGCAACCCUAGGAGGUGCCUAUGAAGAAUUUAUCUUUGGACCACGUCUGGACAAUCUGCACAGCUGCUACUGUGCUCUAAAGGCUCUCCUUUGUUCCUGUGACUCACCAACCUCGCUGGCCAAUGAUCCCAAUAUCCGAAUGAUCACACUGUAUGACAACGAAGAGGUAGGAUCAGAGAGUUCACAUGGGGCUCAGUCACUCCUGACCGAGCUGAUUCUGCGUCGUAUUUCCUGCACGCCACAGAACCUCACCGCCUUUGAGGAGUCUAUCCCCAAGUCUUUUCUGAUUAGUGCUGAUAUGGCACAUGCUGUGCACCCUAAUUACAUGGAUAAACAUGAAGAGAACCAUAGACCGCUGUUCCAUAAGGGUCCAGUCAUCAAAGUCAACAGCAACCAGCGCUAUGCUUCAACUGCAGUGACUGAAGCUAUUCUGAGGGAGAUUGCAGGGCGUGUGGGAGUUCCUUUACAGGAAUUUAUGGUGAGGAAUGAUGUACCAUGUGGUACAACCAUUGGACCAAUUCUGGCUGGUAACUUAGGUCUGCGUGUGUUGGAUUUGGGCUCACCACAGCUGGCAAUGCAUUCUAUACGGGAAAUGUGCUGUACCUCUGGUGUCCUGCAAACAACCAAUCUCUUUCAGGCUUUCUUUGAACAGUACCCUGCUGUGAAUAGCAGCUUAUUAGUGGAUUAAAGCUUUCACUUACCAUAUUCUGAUGACAGCACUCACCACGCCUGCCCUGAAUCCUGCUUUACCAUAUGCUGUGGAGUGGAAUAUGUGCAUAAAUUCAACAUAUCAACAAAAUAAAAUACAUUUUCCGUAAUUACGUUUUGUUUUUUUUUGCUUGACAGGAAUUAUCUACUUAGAAUCAUUGCCUUUUUUUUUUCUUAAUUAAGCACAAUUUUAAACUAUAUAUAUAUAUAUAGAUAAAUAGAUAGAUGGAUAGAUAUAGAUUAGUAGUGACAUUCUGCCUGCUAUCUAUCUUGUUUAUCUACACAUUCAGAGUGAUUCAGAGCCUUACUGAACAAUAAAUUGUAUGAGUCACCAGCGACCUAAGAGUUAAAGAUCAAAAGCAUCUGUUUUCAGCAGCCUGCAGGCGUCUGAUUAUCUACUAUACCAAUUCAGCUUGUUAAUAUGGAUGAAACGUCAUCUGAUACGUACAAACCACACACACAGGAGGCUUUCUUAUAACUGUUCCAAUGCUGAGUCUGUCAAGCCUCCAAUUUGGAAAGGGUCUCUCUGGAAGCCAAUCUUGUCUUCUACCAUCCAUCAAUAGAAUGAUAUUUCUGUGUCCCCCAGAGCAACAAAGUGAUAUAUUUGUUACCAAAAAUAAAUGUAAAUCCGAUUAUGGAAUUUUGUGGGGGGGUUUAGAAAAAAAUAAAAUACAGGAAAUUGAACAGCUUUAGAAAGAUAUUUCUAGUACAAUUCUUUCUAUUAAAAUUUAACGUGGGUUUAAAAUGCUGACGAGUUAAGUAAUAACAAAUCUGCUUCAUUCACUAAAUUGUAGUUUGAAACUACAGUUUCCUAGAUUGACUAUGUAUUAACAAUAAGAAUAAAAUCUAUUUCACUCCUAUGCUAUCCAAGGGAACUGUUACAUUUUGGAAAGUGUCUUUGCAUCUCUGAAUCUGGUCUAUAGAAUAACAAUCUGUUUAGUUUUUAUUUCUUGUAUGUGCCAAUAUAUUAAUUUCCUUUUUAGCACAUAUCUUGCAGUGAGAGUUUGGCUUAGUACAUAGCAUAGCAGAUGUCUAGUUUCAAGUCAGCCAUUUUAUCUGACCAACCUGAAAAUGUUAGGCUUUAAAGCAGACAUAAAAGGUUGCUAGUAUACUCCUACUAGAGAGCAGCAGCUAUUCUAUUACAGCAUCAACAAAACAAGGCUGCUUCCGUCUGUUAUUUUUUUUUUAUUAAUUAAUUAAACUGAUAUAGCUACCAACGUCAGCAGUGCCAAUCACAGCAGUAACAAAGGGGCAUAUUGCUAAGUGCUGUGUCGGCUGUGCAUAGAGCAUACCUACAAUCAUCUGUGCAUGUGGCACCAGUGUAGCAUUAAAAGGCUUACAGUAGUAUGCUGGUGAUGUACAGAUCCAGCAUACAGUUGACUUCUGUGUCCUAUUUAAAGAGUAGCUGUCUUUAGUAUAAUAAAUGGGUAAUUUGCAGAGGGUGUAAAAUAUUCUAAGCAUUUUUUAGGAUUAUGUUUGAUACAUUCACAGUGUAGGAUGGGGAACUAUGUGUUGUAUACAACUGCAUAAUAAGUCACAACAGAUACAGAAUAAUGCACAAACUCCCAAAUUAGUAUUCUAUUUCCACUCUCACCCUGGUGGACAGUAGCCCUAAUAAAAAAGGGUGCAUUAUUCUUCAUGGAAUUGUUUUCUUAUGAAUAUGUUCUGUAGGCUCCUAUCAAUGUUAUCAGACAAAAUGAGAUCUGUGUUGUUAUUGGUGUUAUUAUGCUAUCCAUUUUGUUCUGAAUAGUUUGUGGAGGGAGGGACGCAUCUUAUUUUGUUUAUUGUUGUACCUGUGAGCACAUGCAUGCACCAAUGCCAGACAAAGAAACAAAGUGGUAAAAUGGUUAAUUGAUGUGUGUAUUAGAAAUCUGUAAGUGUUCCUAAGUGUGCAAAACUCAGGGUGUGUUUUCAACUUCAGUGGUCUCCAGUCUUUCACUGACAAAAACAAUGUACAUUUCACACGUCACAUAUCUCACAUGUAUGUACGUGAUGCACAAUAAAACAAUGACACAAUAAAGUUGCCUUUUCUUAUAACUAGCACUUUGUACAUGAAUAAAUGUAAUAAUGAGUUGUAUAAAUGUGUAUGUUGGCCUCUGCUGUGGGUUGUUUUGACCAAAUAAAAAAUCACAUCUGUGUGCCAUGUAUCACUUGUGGAAAA
Messenger RNA from Bombina bombina (fire-bellied toad), 3825 nucleotides. It is a transcript of the gene DNPEP, whose product is annotated as aspartyl aminopeptidase. The transcript is spliced from 15 exons. The record is from RefSeq and is a predicted model, not a curated record. Lineage: Eukaryota; Metazoa; Chordata; Amphibia; Anura; Bombinatoridae. The coding region runs from base 190 to 1644 and encodes 484 amino acids. Gene Ontology annotation, biological process: proteolysis. Gene Ontology annotation, molecular function: aminopeptidase activity; zinc ion binding.